Molecule: messenger RNA, 890 nt
Organism: Eurytemora carolleeae
Lineage: Eukaryota; Metazoa; Arthropoda; Copepoda; Calanoida; Temoridae
Exons: 4
Coding region: 1-846 (281 amino acids)
Source: RefSeq, a predicted model, not a curated record
AUGGAUUCUCCGGAGAAUCAGCUGAUCUCAGACUACUUCCAUUCUGGGAUGAGUAAAGAGAUUGAAGAGAAUGAGAAAGCUAUUCCUAGAAUGGAAUCAGCAUGCGGCAAAUCAUUCAAUAAAGAGGAUGACCUGGAGAACCAUAUAGCAAACCGUCACAAGGACCUGUUCGAACCUGAAGAUUUCUCCGUCUGCCUGGCAGACUACUGUGAUAUCCUACGCUGCUCAACCCAGAGAUCAGUCAGAAGGAGACCCUGGACAUACAGACCUCAACACGAUCUACAGACAUUCCAGGUUGCCAAAGCUCCCUCUAAAGAGCUUGUUGCUCUUCUUGAAAGCAGCGAGUCCUUCUCUUCUCCUGCAACCUUGAGACAAACCCGAUCCUGCCGGGACGGAUCCUGCAGGGAUGGAUCAUGUCAGGACGGAUCAUGUCAAGGCGGAUCCUGCAAAGAUGGAUCCUGCCGUGGAUUUCAUGAGUCAGGAUCAACUGAAAUCAAAUCUUCAAAAACUGUUUCUCGUCUCUCUGAGAACUCAACGGAAUGUUUGAGCUGCUCUGUGGCACCGCCGCGCUGUGAUCGGAAUAAAAUGCGGGAAAUGAAGGAGAAAUGUGUAAAGCUAAUCGAUACCUGUGUAAACCACAUGAGCUUAUUUCUCUCUGAUGCUAAGUUUGAGGAGCUGAGAGAGAGGAUGAGUAGUCGGGUUUGCUGGUAUCUUACUUGUGAAAGAUACUGGGACAACCAGCAGAGAAGACGACAUUCACAACCAACUGGACUUUUCAUCGUCUUCAUUGCAGUGGCUGUGAUCUAUUUUACCUUUAGUUAUUACAUCGUCUGGGGCUGCUUUUGAUAGUUCGUGUCUGAAGUAUUAAAAAAAUAGAUAAUUUGGUGUUA